Molecule: messenger RNA, 4212 nt
Organism: Gavialis gangeticus (Gharial)
Lineage: Eukaryota; Metazoa; Chordata; Crocodylia; Gavialidae
Gene: BTBD18
Product: BTB domain containing 18
Exons: 2
Coding region: 48-2336 (762 amino acids)
Biological process (GO): positive regulation of transcription elongation by RNA polymerase II
Molecular function (GO): protein binding
Source: RefSeq, a predicted model, not a curated record
UUGCAGGAGGGGUUGUCUUCCGGCUCUGAAGGGAAGGGGGCAGGGACAUGUGCUCUCCUGCAGCUGCUGGCUCCAAGAUCCUGUACCGGAACUCGCGCCUCCUCCGCAUGGCUUUCCUGCAGCUCCAUCGCCAGCAGAGGGCAGAUGUGUUCUGCGACGUCAUCCUGCAGGCAGAAGGCGAGGCCAUCCCAGCUCAUUGCUGCAUCCUGUCAGCGUGCAGCCCCUUCUUCACAGAGCGCCUGGAGCGCGAAAUGCCGCCCAAGGGCCGCAAGGUAGUGCUGGAGCUCCGGGGACUGAAGAUUGGGACUUUGAGGAAGCUGGUGGAUUUUUUGUACACAUCAGAGAUGGAGGUGUCCCGGGAAGAGGCACAGGAUGUCCUGGCUGCUGCCCGGCAGCUCCAAGUGUCAGAAUUGGAGUCACUGAAGCUGGAGGGUGGGAAGCUUGUGAAGCAAGCCCUGGGCCGGCGCUUGAACCGGGAGUGCCUACAGUCGCCCAGCUCAGCUCCCAUCUCUGCCAGGGUCAUGUUGCAGGCCUGCGAGCCAUGCCCUGCCCCAACUCCCACUGUCCCCUGGACUUCCAGCCCCAUGGUGGCUGGCAAGCAGGGCAUUGUAGCAAAGCUCUCAAAUAACAGUGAAGUGCCUGCCAGCCCAAGGGAAUGUGUACAGCAAGGGGCAGCCACAGCAGCAGCCCCUAGCAAGGGGGCUCAGUUGGGGAUGCAGGACAGCUCUGUUACUUCUGCACUGCCCACAGAGACUGAAGGUACAAAACCUCAGAGCUGCUUAGUCAGGAGCCUUUGUGGAGGGAGGGUGCUGAGGAAAGGGGAAGGGUCACAGGGCAAGAGGAGCUCUAAGCAGGUGCAGCAGAACUCAUCUGGGGGAGGGAACCUCACAGAGGGCUCACCCCUGCCAAGGAAAAUAAAGCUCAGCCGCCUGAAACUGCCGCCUCCUGCCAGCAUUGGUGCCACAGAGGCACCCAGUGCCAAGAGCCUCGCUAAGGCCCACACAUCCAUCAAGCGCCUAUGGCGGCAGAAGAAGCCAGGGGGGGAUGAGACAAGCCAGCCAGAGCAGGCCAGCCUCUUAUGUGGAAGCCAAAGCUUCACUGCACCUCUGAAAGCCAGUAUCAAGAAGCGCAGUCCAAGCACAUCAGCCUCCAGUUCAGACACAGCCUCUGAGGAGGGGCAUGUCCGCCGUGUGAAGCUGAGGAAAGCUGUCAAUGGUAGCUGCUGGGAAGUGGUACAGGAGCCAGCUGCCCAGGGAGCCCCCAAAACCACAGGAGAGAGAGAUGCAGAACCUGCUACAGAGGACGUGUCCUUUGUGGCAUCCUCCUCAGCCUCUGAAUCAUGCAACUUAAGUUGCUUGGAGCUGCCAGGGACAUGCUCAGCUGGCUCUGCAGAGCUGCUGCCAGGAAGGCUAGAGACUGCACCCUUCCCUGAGGAGGCUUCUGUGGAACAGACAUUAGGAGAGGUGUUGAUGGGAGAGCAAGCAGGCUGUGGAAACCCCUGUGAGCUGGAAGGGACUGCAUUAGACCAGCUGAGUGAGGGUGAUGAAUUUGGGAACUUGGCUCCCUUAGGGGAUCUGGAACAGAUGCUGGACUCGAUGCUAGCAGGCAACAGCAGUGCCAUGGAAGGUCCAUGCCUCCCUAAGCUGGGAGAGGUGGACGAUGGGCAGCCUUCUGCAGGCCCAUCAUGCCAGAUAGAUGCAGCUUUAGUGGAUGCUGAUGUAGCAGCAGGAAGGGAAUGGCAACCCCUGGACAUGCAUCUUUGGCCAGAAUGGAAUGAGGCAAGUGAAGUACUCAUGCCAGGAGGGGAGCAGGGUAGGGGUAGCCCGCUUCUCAGCUCUGCAGCUGGAGAUGCUGUGGGAUACCCUGUGUGUGGCCAGCUUGUCCCACCCUUCCCUGCAGACCCUAAUGAGGCUCUGCCAAGUAGCUACUGCCCCAGCCCCAUGUCUGCUGGACUUUCCAGUUCCCACAGUCUUCAAUGCCAUUCACUAUUGGUUGGGAGGAAGGAAACCCGGUCAGACUCGGGGUCCCCUGUUCCAGUGGAAGAUGGUGGGGGGGACAGAUGGGAGCCCUGUACCACCUGGUCAGUCUAUGCAGAAACUGCUGGAAUGGAGACUACACCUGAUGUUCAGGUGCCAUUGGUGCUACAGCAAAGCAGCCUUAAAGAGCAUGGCCACUGGGACUGCCACCUGACAGCACCCUCAGACAGCCCAGGAGAUAAGAUGGAUGAAAUAAUUGAUGUGACAGGGGCCGAAGAAGGACCGAUUCCCAUCAGUGUCCUGUGUGUCAAGCCUGAUCCCUCUUCGGAGUCGGAUGAUGAGGUGGAUGUUCUGAACUAGCAGUGGCAGGGCCUGAUUUCUGGUGAGGGGGCCCUCUCUGCUGAUGCCCAAGAUGCUGUUGCCCCAGCUAAUACUUAACCAUGGUAGGGUGCUGUUAAGUGAAUAAGUAAAUUCAGGUGUUUGAGGCUGGGAACCUGCAGGCCCUGGUUGCUGAAGGACCUCCCUUGGUGCUAAAAGACUCCUGGAGAGAGGGGAGGGGGAGUAAGCCUCCAGAUGGCAUGGUGGGUAGAUCCAGUAGUGAGGCAAGGUCAAGAUGCAGUGUCUGCUUUUGCAGCUGGGAUUUGGCUUGAACCAGAAACACCCUGCAGUUCCCUGGGGGUGGUGCAACUGGGCUGAGAAUGGUGUGGCCACAGUGUGACCUACUUUACCAUCUGCAAAGUUAAUAGAGCUCUACUGACUGCUGCAUUUAAAGGAAACUUGCCAUAGCAUUGGGAUAGAGAGGAAUGGUGGGGUGGAAACUGCCCUGCUCUGCUUGGUCUUAAGCAGUUCCUUUUUGAGGAGCUUGCUAUGGCAGCAGUCUAGACAGGUGCACAGGUUAUAAGUUGUUUUUUUUUUCAUGAGACCCACUGAACUAACUUAUGUGCAAGAUAGAGCUGCUUGUGUGCUGAGAAGAGAAAGAAUAGCCUCCAGGGAGACUUAAAGGGUGCAGAACCAUCAAGGGAAGGGAGGUCAGGAAGUUUGCUUGCUUCAGUGUUGUAAUUUUUUUCAAAGGAGCUGAUGUGAAUCUUCAGUAUUGAGGACAUCCAGCAACAUCCUCCCAGUGCUUCUGCCUGGCACUGGAUAGUCCUGGCCUUGCUGCAGUUUUACUUUAUCUUCUGUUGUGCAUUUGACUCAUCUCCAUUCAUGUCUCAACUCUCUUCACUGUCUGCACCUGUUGCAGGGACCCUUGUCCAGUCUGUCCCUAAUGCUCUUACCCUGUCUCAGACCUACACUGCUGUGACUGUUGGCUUGUGAAGAAAUGUCUGCAUUAGCUAGUUUAACAACCAUCAGCUCCAAAUCUUGUCUGAGACUCCUAGAAUGAACCAAGAGGGCUUUUUGCUUGCAUGCUGUGUGCAUGUUUUUUGGUUCUUUGCAUCUAGGCCAAAGCAGGGAGCUUCAGCCAAGAUGUGGAAUUCCUCAUCUUUCUGCCCAAGAGGAGCCCUCAAGCCUUUUCAGCCUUCUGAGAGAAAUGAAAAAGCAACAUCUGCAGAUGCUUUUAAACACCAUAGGACAUUCAAGCAAUGUGUUUUUGUAAAGCUGGGUGGUGAUUAUGAUUCAAGUCCCCUAUUCCCUGUCCAUGAAUCCCACCCCUGCCCCCCACUUCAGGCUCUGUGCCACUUGCACCACUAGAGCUUGCUAGCUUGUAGGCAGCUGAGAUUAGUUUCUGUGAGCUACAGUCAUUGCAGGGUGGACAUACCAAGUCUUAAACUCAUUUCAAGCAGACACCUCAAUGACAAAUACGCAGAGCCAUAAUACUAGCAACAGUCCUUCAUUCAACUCCCUAUUCCUGUGUACCUGCCCCAGCACUUGAGGUGAACAGCAGGUGGUUCAUUUACUCAGCUGGCAGUCCCUUAUCUCUUCCUUCCCUGUUCUCCACCCCUCACAAGACAGAGUGCUGUCUGAACUGCUAGCUUUGUCUUCUUAUGUAAUCUGGACCCUUUUCUCUGAACUUCAAUCUACUGCUGUGUUCAUUACCUCCAAUCUGCUGCAACUGAUUUCUCAUGACAAAAGUAAAGUCAGCUGGGUGUGUCCUGAUGCUUCCUUUGCCUUUCUUAGUGGAGGGCUUUGUCACUUUGCUCCAGGAAUUCCCCUUGGCACCAGAGAACAGGUAACAGCAAGGAGAGGCUGGAAUAAGUGUUAUAGGUUGCAAUUUGAAAUAAAGUGUUGGACUUGUUUG